AUGGCGGCAUUGGCGGCACUACUGCGGAGAGCGAAAGACUAUGUGCAGACCAAAGAGUUCCGAGAAUACCUGAUCAGCACCCGCUUCUGGGGUCCCGCGGCCAACUGGGGCCUUCGGUUGGCCGCCUUCAAGAACAUGAGAGCAUCUCCAGAGAUAAUCAGUGGCCGCAUGACGACUGCGCUCAUUUUCUACUCACUGGCCUUCAUGUGCUUCGCUUACCGUGUGCAGCCUCGAAACUUGCUGCUGAUGGCGUGCCACGGCACCAACGUGGUGGCGCAGAGUUUUCAAGGGACCCGUUACCUACUCUACCACUACGGAGGCAUCCAGAUAAUCACCCCUGCUGAAUCUCGCAACCCUUCAGUGACCAGCUCCCGCCAGGCAGCGGCCUGCCGUGCUUCUCAGUCCCCAAAAUGA
Orycteropus afer afer is the source of this 414-nucleotide messenger RNA. RefSeq names its product mitochondrial pyruvate carrier 1 like (gene MPC1L). Bases 1 to 414 code for a protein of 137 amino acids. The transcript has a single exon. Gene Ontology annotation, cellular component: mitochondrial inner membrane. NCBI's taxonomy places the organism in Eukaryota, Metazoa, Chordata, Mammalia, Tubulidentata, Orycteropodidae. Gene Ontology annotation, biological process: pyruvate import into mitochondria. The record is from RefSeq and is a predicted model, not a curated record.